AUGACCAGUGCUUGCUGCCGCUCUGCCAUUGGCUCCAGAGUGGGUGCCUUGGCAAGCCCUGGCCUCACCCUCCUCCUGUCCCUCACUGCUCACUGCUCUAGUUCCCGGGCUGAGGGUGUCAUCCAGGGAGGGCUGGAUGUUGGCAAGGUCGACCCAUGGGCCAGGGCCAAUGCUGCUCUCCUGCAAGAUUUCUGGUGCUAUCCAGCUGGCCAGCUGCCUCGGGAGCAGCUCUCUGCCCUGCUCAGGAGCCUAGCAUCUCAGCAUGUCCCACUCCAAGCCUGGCAGCUCAGCUGCUUGGCCAACCUUGCCUCCCGGCUCAGUCUGCAGGAUGACUUUGCACUCCACCCACCAGACCUCCUGCUUUUCUACAACCUGAGCCAGGUGAGGGAAGCCGACUGCCGGGCCUUCACCCGUCGCGCAGCCCAAGGGAACACAGAGCUGUUGGCCAACCUACCUGAUCAGAGGGUUGCCCUGUGGCAUACAGCCUUAGCCUGCCUGGGGGGACCCCACCUGCAGCUCAGUGCCUCAGACCUGGGGCUCCUUGGGGUCCUGGUGUGUGACAUGGAUGCAUCCAGCAUUGUGACUGCAGACCCCCAUGUGCUGCAGAACCUGUUUCGCUGCUCCCGGCUGAGCACCUCCCAGCAGACUGCCCUCAACACCCUCCUGGCCAGUGGGAGGACCCAGCUUGGGACUCCCAGCUCCUGGAAUGUGGAGGGGCUGCAGGCCCUGGGGCCCCUGGCAACCUACAUCAGCCCCCACCUGUGGGAACAGGUGCAGGAGGCUGUGGGCCUAGACUUCUUUCGCAGAGUGGUGGCCGCCUUCCGGGUAGGACACUUCAGUCAGUCUGAUGCCCAGCGCUUUGUCACCAGCUUCUUGGAGUCGAAGACCAGCUCAGUGUCCUCAAGGCCCAAGCGGGGCACAGGGAGAUCCUGCAUUCGUGGCAAUAUCACAGCGGCCACACUCCAGGAUGACCUCUUCCUGGUGCACUACGAUUGUGCCCAGCUAGAGUCCUGUCUGGGCAACGGAGUGCUUAGAGCCAACCUGGACCCCCUACUGCAACACCCACUGCCUGCUGAGUGCCAGCGUGUUGUCAAAGCCAAGCUCACUCAGAUUUACCCAUAUGGCGUGCCUGAGGACCAGCUGCACCUCAUCACCUCACUGGUCUACCUCUACUCCUGUGCUGAGAUAGGCCAAUGGAACAUCACAUCUGGGGGCACUGUGGUGGCCCUGCUAGCUUCAGACGUGGCCCUGGAGAACCAGACAGAGGCAGUCCUUCAGAGGUUCCUGGACCACAAUGGCAUGGUCACUGGUGCCCUACUGUUGGCUAUUGGGGGUUCCCGCCUCUGCUGGAUGAGCCCCAGGCAGAUCCACACCAUCCAGCCCUCAGAGUUCCGGCUGGCUGGGGCCCCGGACCUCUCCUCUUGCCCUCAGAGCCGGAAGAAUGUGCUCUUCGCCAAGGCCCGUGAGGCCUUCAGCAACACCAGUACCACAGCUGACUACUACCGCCUCAUGCGCCCUUACCUUGGUGGUGCCCCCAUGGAGGAGCUGCAACACCUGGCCCAGGCCAACAUCUCCAUGGACAUUGACACCUUCACCAACCUCAAUCCCCAUGUGCUGCAGUGUCUGAGUGUUGGCAGUGUGACCACGCUGCUGGGCGAGAAUGUAGGGGACUUGCAGAAGGCCCGCAGUCAUCCGACCGUCAGCUCCUGGCUGCGCAGCCUCAACAGAUCAGCCCUGGGUGAGCUGGGCCUGGACACCAACUUGGCCAGUGCGAGCCCUGACCAAAGGUCCAGCAGACUCCCCAGCACUACCUGCCCAGUGUCGCAUCUGGCCACCCCCUCCAGACUUCCAGGGAUCAUCAAUGCAGCCCCCACCUCAGGCAGUCCACCACUCAACCUGGCAUACCUGACCCUCGCAGUGGCAUUGCCCUCCAGCCUUUUGUGGCUACUAUUUCUUGGGCACCUCAGGCCCAAUGCAGCAUGA
Messenger RNA from Octodon degus (degu), 1983 nucleotides. Its product is annotated as mesothelin-like protein. Gene Ontology annotation, cellular component: cell surface. NCBI's taxonomy places the organism in Eukaryota, Metazoa, Chordata, Mammalia, Rodentia, Octodontidae. The record is from RefSeq and is a predicted model, not a curated record. The transcript is spliced from 15 exons. Gene Ontology annotation, biological process: cell-matrix adhesion. Bases 1 to 1983 code for a protein of 660 amino acids.